AUUUUUGAAAGUAAAUACAUUAUUUGUUUGCAGUGAUUUAGUUUCAUAAUAUUCUUUUGAUCUAUUGUAAAUCAUUCGGAAAACAAAUAAUUUAGCAACAAGUUUACGAGGUCAAACGGUAAAGACAAAUCUUCCGAAUUCAUGGGUAAAAUCAUAGUAUUCUACACAAAGUCGGGUGUUUUUAACCAAUUAACUCAGUACAAAAAAUACUUAAGAAAAAUAAUUACAAAAUGUUUAUGAAUACCUUUACCCAACCCGUGUUUAGUAAAAACUUAGGGGGCUCUUAAAACAUUACAAACAGUGGAAAAAUUUAACACAAACUGUAUAUUUGUUGGUACAGUACAUUGCGAUUAGAUUUUUGUGGUGGUAAUUUCAGUAAUUUUUUUAAUAGCGCUUAAACAUGCGGAAUUGCAGCCAAGUUUUGUUAGGUUUGUAGCAAAAAUCCUUAAUUUACGCGAACCUAACUCUUUCAUUACAUCACCGUUUAGAAUGUAAACACUGAUUAUUGUUAUGCAAAUUCUGUAUCAAUCGUCGCCACUAUAAAUGGAAAUAGUUUUAGAUUUGGUGACUACAUGACUCAAUAACAUCCCGUCCCAAAUCUCAAAAUUAUUGAUGAAGUUAAGCGGUGCGUGAUGAAGUUCACUGGUGUGCGAUGCUUUAUAAACAAGUACAACCAAGUUACCUUGUCAGUCAGGUACAUGAAUACAAUCACUCUUACAUUCCUACAAGCUGUCUGUCUGCUCAUGCUAUUUCAUCCAACCCUAUCCUCGUCCAACUUCUUCAUCAAACAACUUCAAGGAACCAGAUUCAAUACAAUGGAUGGAAGGAUGUCUAUAGUGCUGCUGGUGUGUGUUUGGUGUUCACUUGAUGCAGGCGGACUCCUGAUGGCUGUCACUGCUCAACCAAUUGCAACACCCAAACCAGUGGUGUCGGUGACAUCGGUGAUCUUAACACCAGAGGCCGAUCGUAGGAUGGGCAGGCAAGUUGUUAUGAUGUGUAACGCUACAAACCUCGAGUCGGACCAUAUUGUGGAGUGGAGGUCAACUCAACCCGAUACUACUCUGUGGUGGAAAGACUCUAACCAAACGAACAUUAACCGGUAUAAGUUCAAAAAAACCUAUCCACAGAGUGGGAUGGUUGUUCAAGACUUUACGAUUACUUAUCUGCAGAUUGACGACUAUGAUGAAUAUGUUUGUAACGUCAACCACCCUAUCAGAGGAGGAGGGAACACAAUUGUAGCUACAUCCAGCGUAUUCCUGUCAGCUCCAUCGUACCCGAUAUGCUCCCCUUCUGGACCUAUCACAGUAGACACCGGUACAGAGCUACAAUUGAGAUGUCUGUCUGAGACUGGUAAACCUGCAGAUAUAGAAACCCAUCCAAUGACUGAUCCCAGAAGCCACCUCUGGACAUAUUCAAGAGUCGAUGGUAAGGAUACAUUAUCAUUGAAUUUGACUGUGACUGUUGCUGACGAUGGUGUUGCAUUUAACUGCUCUGUAUUACAAGGGAGUGGUGCAAGUAUGACACGUUCGUGUAUCAUUGGACCAAUCAGUGUAGCAAGUUCGACAGAUGCGACUAAUGAAAUAACAUCAAUCGAACCAGAGACAACCCAACCCAACCAGCCCCACCCACCAACCCAAACCCUACCCAACCAGACCCCUUCUUUUAAUCUAUGGAUUGUAGCGUUUGUAAUUACCCUCAGUGUAUCCACCAUCAUCAUCAUUCUUGGUGUAUUUCAAAUCUUCAAAAUGAGACGCGUCAUCAGAGAGACCGAGACAUCUCAAAUGCCCAAAGCUGAUCCCUACACGACGCUGCAACCAACGGAUGACAAGAACACAGGAUACACAGAACCUACUACGGCUACAACUACCAAACAAGAAGCAGAGAAGGAAAGCCAAGAGGAUGGUUACCUUCGACCACGGCCACAUCUCAAGGAGCAAAGAAGGAAUCACCAAGUCGCUGUGCACGUUGACCCAACACCAGACUCACGAACAACUACCACACAAGAUACCUACUACAAGCCGGUUGAAGUAGAGACUGACAGCCCUAAGUAUGGCUACCUUCGACCACAGCCACAUGAUCCCAAGCAGCAAAGAAGGAAUCACCAAGUCACUGUGCACGUUGACCCAGCACCAAGCUCAGGAACAACUGGCAUUAAACACACCUACUACAAACCAGGUUUAAAGUAGAUACGGAAAGUCAGUAAGCGUUUUAUUAAAAAAAAAAAAAACUUAAUCGAUGUCGUGCAAAAUGUGUUCUUGCUUUUUCACUUCUUUCUCGUCAUCCAGAUGGCCGAUCGAUCUCAAACUUUUCUACAGGUUUAUCAGUUUAUGUAAAAGAUGAUUUUAUUGUGUGGUCAUCAUCUCACGUAUGUCAGUUACGACCAUUAUACAAACAAGCAAACAAAUUGUGCAUGGUAUGUACGCUGUACAUUGUGCAUGGCAUUUAAAAGAACACAUUGCCUUGGAUCGGACGAGUUGGUCUAUGAAAAGCGUUUGAAACCGUUUGUU
Messenger RNA from Asterias rubens (European starfish), 2507 nucleotides. RefSeq lists its product as uncharacterized. The record is from RefSeq and is a predicted model, not a curated record. Bases 633 to 2186 code for a protein of 517 amino acids. The transcript has a single exon. NCBI's taxonomy places the organism in Eukaryota, Metazoa, Echinodermata, Asteroidea, Forcipulatida, Asteriidae.